Molecule: messenger RNA, 1793 nt
Organism: Zerene cesonia (dogface butterfly)
Lineage: Eukaryota; Metazoa; Arthropoda; Insecta; Lepidoptera; Pieridae
Product: opsin-1-like
Exons: 8
Coding region: 193-1341 (382 amino acids)
Biological process (GO): visual perception; phototransduction; G protein-coupled receptor signaling pathway
Cellular component (GO): membrane
Molecular function (GO): G protein-coupled receptor activity
Source: RefSeq, a predicted model, not a curated record
GCCGGCAAAAUAUGAGUAGCCUCCGCAACACAACCUCAGCAACCGCCGGAGAUUGGUUAAACUAAAGACUGGAGUAGUUCGUGAAGCGAUUUUCUUCAGUAUUUUUGGUAAUAACCAUCUCGAGGCGACCCACCUUCCCGCCCUUCCUCGUAGGACAUUUUAUUUUUAGAUUAAGAAAUUUAGUUCGUAAAAAUGGCAAUCACCAGCAUGGACCCAGGACCAGGCGUUGCCGCCAUGCAGGCAUGGGGUGGCCAUGCAGAGGCAUACAGCUCAAACCAGACUGUUGUCGACAAAGUCUUGCCCGAUAUGCUACACCUGAUUGAUCCACACUGGUAUCAGUUCCCACCGAUGAAUCCAUUAUGGCAUGGUCUACUAGGCUUCACCAUUAGCAUUUUGGCGUUCAUUUCAGUUACGGGCAAUGGCAUGGUUGUUUAUAUUUUCACCACAACAAAGUCUCUGAAGACCCCCUCAAACUUGCUUGUUGUAAACUUGGCUUUCUCCGACUUCCUGAUGAUGGCAAUGAUGGCUCCACCUUUAGUUAUUAACAGCUACUAUGAAACAUGGGUCUUCGGUCCUGUAGCGUGCCAGUUCUAUGCCUGCUUUGGUUCAUUAUUCGGAUGCGUGUCAAUUUGGACUAUGACAGCAAUUGCCUUCGACCGAUACAAUGUAAUCGUAAAAGGAAUUGCUGCCAAACCAAUGACCAUCAAUGGAGCUCUUCUGCGAAUCCUAGGAAUCUGGGGCUUCUCACUUGCAUGGACUCUGGCACCUAUCUUCGGCUGGAGCAGAUAUGUACCUGAGGGCAACAUGACUGCAUGCGGAACUGACUACCUGAGCAAGGACUGGCUUAGCCGAAUCUACAUCCUGACUUACUCAGUUGCCUGCUACUUCUUGCCUCUGUUCCUCAUCGUCUACUCUUACUUCUUCAUCGUCCAGGCCGUAGCUGCUCACGAGAAGGCUAUGAGGGAACAGGCCAAGAAAAUGAACGUUGCUUCUCUCAGGUCCUCUGAACAGGCUAACACCAGCGCUGAGUGCAAACUAGCCAAGGUGGCACUGAUGACUAUCUCUCUUUGGUUCAUGGCAUGGACUCCCUACCUGGUGAUCAACUUCACUGGUGUAUUCGAAAGCGCGCCAAUCAGCCCCCUCGGUACCAUCUGGGGUUCCGUAUUUGCCAAAGCUAAUGCCGUGUACAAUCCUAUUGUAUAUGGCAUCAGCCACCCGAAAUACCGCGCUGCUCUAUACCAGAGGUUCCCAUCACUGGCCUGUCAGCCAUCCGCGUCAGAGGAGACUGGCUCAGUGGCAUCCGCAGCGACUGCUUGCACCGAAGAAAAACCAUCUGCGUGAACAACGACAUCGAUCAACUGCUUAACCUACCCACGGCUCGGACACGAUUCUGCCAAAACGAACUUAUUAUUAUUAUUUUUAUACAAUUGUACAAAGUUGUGAACAUGGACACAGAACAUGGGCUGGGCAAAAUAUUCGGGUUUUAAUCAUAUUUAUUUUGUUAUAUCCAUAACAGUAGCAUUUUUGGUUUGUUCCUUCCUAUGCCUGCAUAUUUUGGGUCCACGUUUUGUGUGUCGAGUUAAACGUUGCACACAUUUCUUUUUACCUUGCUUUAAAUCAUCGGUUGGCGACAUUAUGAAAAAAUACAAAAAAAUGUCAAAUGAAAUGUAUGUCGCUAGACCACCCUAAUUACCGUGAGACUGCUCCUAUUAGACUUACCUAGAAAAAUGUGAGAUCUUUUCGAUGAAAAAUGCUUUGUUACUUGGACCAAUAAAUUAUUUACAUGCAACGUG